AUGCCUUCUCUCUUAAGAUCCAGCCAGACCCUCCGGUCCAGCAUCAACAGGUCCGUUCGUUUCAACUCCCUGGAAUGCCUGUCUAUUCAUACACACACGAUCAAGACCCCAGUGGGUAUCAAGGCGGCCAUUGCGGCUUUGAAACCAAAAACCACCCGUCUUUCGAUCGAGGGACCCAUUGAGUGCAACUUGUCGGGAUUUCAGUUGCUCAAUUCGCCGCUUUUCAACAAGGGAUCAGCUUUCACAAGAGAAGAAAGAGAGGCUUUUGGCCUUAUAGGUUUGCUUCCCAGCAAGGUGAACAACUUGGACGAGCAGGUUGAUAGAGCCUAUGCUCAGUUUCAGUACUUGAAGAGCCCGCUUGCCAAGAACGACUUUUUGGUGUCUAUGAGAACUCAAAACAAGGUCUUGUACUAUGAGUUGGUGAGGAGACACAUCAGGGAGAUGUUGCCCAUCAUAUAUACUCCUACAGAGGGAGACGCCAUUGCUGCUUAUUCACACAGAUUCAGGAAGCCAGAAGGAUGUUUCUUGGAUAUCACGGAUCCAGACUCUAUUGACGAGCGUUUGUCCCUCUACGGUGAGGACAAGGACAUUGACUACAUUGUGGUUUCUGAUGGUGAGGGCAUUUUGGGUAUUGGUGACCAAGGUGUGGGUGGUAUUCGUAUCGCCAUUGCUAAGUUGGGGCUCAUGACGCUCUGUGGAGGUAUUCACCCCGGCAGAGUACUUCCUGUUGUUCUUGACGUGGGAACGAAUAACAAGGAGCUUCAGCACGAUGACUUGUACAUGGGCAACAAGUUCGACCGUGUCAGAGGAGAACAGUAUUGGCUGUUUGUGGACAAGUUCAUCAGCGCCGUGAAGCAGAGAUUCCCCUCGGCCGUUAUGCAUUAUGAGGACUUUGGUGUCUCUACUGGACGUAAGAUGUUGCACAAGUACAGAGACGCCUUGCCCUCAUUCAACGACGAUAUUCAAGGCACAGGUGCCGUGGUCAUGGCUUCCAUCACCGCUGCGCUUCAAUUCAGUGAACGCGAGCUUCUCGAUACAAAAGUGUUGAUCUACGGCGCUGGUUCUGCUGGUUUGGGUGUAGCCGACCAGAUCGUCAACCACAUGGUCUCGCAUGGUUCUACCGUCGAGGAUGCUUGCAAGAGAAUAACCAUCAUGGACCGCAGAGGUGUUGUUCUUGAAUCCUUCGACGACUCCACUGAAGGCCAGAAGCGUUACGCUGAUCCAGACUCUCUCUGGCAAGGUGUCAACACCAGAUCGCUUAAAGACGUUGUUGGCGCUGUGAAGCCCACAGUCUUGGUUGGCUGCUCCACACAAGCUGGUGCUUUCACCGAAGAGGUCAUCAAGGAAAUGUACAAGUACAACCCACAGCCAAUCGUCUUCCCACUUUCCAACCCUACUCGUUUGCACGAGGCAUUCCCUAUCGACAUCAUGAAAUGGACCGACGACAAGGCCUUGAUUGCUACUGGAUCUCCUUUCAAGCCCGUUGACGGCCACGUUAUCUCGGAAAACAACAACUGCUUCACCUUCCCUGGUAUUGGUUUAGGUGCUGUUCUUUCCAGAUGUACCACCAUCACGGAUACAAUGAUUUCUGCCGGUGUGGACUGCUUGGCUCUGUUGUCUCCGAAGAUGGAAAACCCAAAGAAUGGUUUGCUUCCUCCCCUUGAAGAAAUCGACGAGGUUUCUGCUCAUGUCGCUACUGCUAUCAUCUUGCAGAGUCUAAAGGAAGGUACCGCUCGUGUUGAAAGCGAAGAGAAACCAAGCGGAGGCUUUGUUGAGGUGCCCAGAGAUUUCAACAAGUGUUUGAAGUGGGUGCAAUCACAAAUGUGGAAACCCAUCUACAGACCUUUGGUCAAGGUCCAGCACGUCCCAGAGGUGCACACGCAUCAACUUUAA
Molecule: messenger RNA, 1893 nt
Organism: Candidozyma duobushaemuli
Lineage: Eukaryota; Fungi; Ascomycota; Pichiomycetes; Serinales; Metschnikowiaceae
Gene: MAE1
Product: malate dehydrogenase (oxaloacetate-decarboxylating)
Exons: 1
Coding region: 1-1893 (630 amino acids)
Biological process (GO): malate metabolic process; pyruvate metabolic process
Cellular component (GO): mitochondrion
Molecular function (GO): NAD binding; malate dehydrogenase (decarboxylating) (NAD+) activity
Source: RefSeq, a predicted model, not a curated record